AUGGAUGAACAGCGGUGGGCGACCGCCACCACCACCUCCGUGACGGUGCUUGCCUUUCUGUGUGUUGUGCUGCGGAUCGUUUCUCGACUGGAACGUAAGCAGAAACUCUGGUGGGAUGACUGGAUGAUCAUCUUUUCCAUGGGGUGGAACUUCGUCGUGGUCGGCUUCAUCUAUGCCAUGAUCCACGAAGGCAUGGGCAUCCACGCCGACCAAUUACCGACUGGACAAGUCAUCCUGAUCGCCAAGUUCCUGGUCGUGGCCGAGAUCCUCUACGUCUUCAACCUGGUCUGGACCAAGCUCAGCAUUCUGCUGAUGUACUAUCGCAUCUUCCGCUUUGCCUACUUCAAACGCUGGGCCUAUAUCAUCGGCACCUUUGUGAUCUGCUGGGUCAUCUGCAUCACCUUCCUGUUCAUCUUCAUCUGCGUCCCCGUGCAGAAACUCUGGUACCCGAGUCUCCCCGGCCACUGCAUCUCCCAGGUCGGCACCUGGAUCGCCAAUGCCACCUCGACCAUCGCCACCGAUCUGGUGAUCCUCUUCCUCCCACUACCCCAAGUCUGGAAGCUGCAGCUCCGCCUGUCUGAGAAGGUGGCCUUGACCAUCGCAUUUGGCCUAGGGUUCUUCGUGGUCUUCGCCUCGGCCUACCGCUUCAGCGUCCUCUUCUCCUACACCGCCGCCGACAGCUCCUACACCCUGGCCCCGACCGUCGGCUGGACCGCGAUCGAGAUGUCGGCCGGCAUUGUCUCCGCCUGCUUGCCGACCAUCCGGCCCGCGCUGCAACUCGCCGCCCGCACGAUGGGCAUCCAAGCCGUCAUGCCCGCCAUCUUCCGGAGCACCGGCCACUCCGCCAACCACCUCUCCUCCAAAUCCGAGGCCACUCAGCUGGGCAGUCGUUUCGCCGCGGGCGAUAUCCCACUUUCCACGGGUGGCGGCGGCGGCGGCGGCGAUGGGGGCACGUCCUCCUCCCGCCCCGUCGUCCGCCAUUCGUUCUACCAUCUCCCCGACGAGGGCGAGCUGUCCGAGAUCGACAGCGUCCCGUUGAAGAUGGAGGUGUCGCUGCGGCCGAAGCAUGAUCGGGGCCAGACGGUCACCAAGAUCCGCGGGCGGACGAGCGUGGCGUCCGGGGAGGACGAUCUCUUGCCGCUGCAUGGGAUCCGCGUGCAGAAGGACUUUAGGCAGGAUGGGUAG
This is a messenger RNA of Aspergillus aculeatinus CBS 121060, 1185 nucleotides long. RefSeq lists its product as uncharacterized. Lineage: Eukaryota; Fungi; Ascomycota; Eurotiomycetes; Eurotiales; Aspergillaceae. The coding region runs from base 1 to 1185 and encodes 394 amino acids. The record is from RefSeq and is a predicted model, not a curated record. The transcript is spliced from 3 exons.